CAAAUAUAAAUACCAGCCUCGAACUGCCCAUGUCAGUCCGAAUCGUCUUCACUCAUUACAGCAUCUCCUUUCAUUCUCUUCGCUUCUUCCCUUCUUUGGGGCGCCGUCCUUCAUUUAGUCUCGGCCACUGCCAUUUCGUCUUUCUUUUCAAUAACUUACCCCGGUCUCUAAUUUAAUCUUCGCCAUGAAGCUCUCUACUUUGGCGGUCCUCGCCUGGGCAGCCUGCGCUGCUGCCUCCCCCGUUAGCCCGGUCCACCAGCGCGGCUUGGAGCACCACAAGUGCGACUGUGGAAAGGACUUUGAGCCCUCCCACCCCGAGCCUGUCCAUGAGCCUGAGCCUGCCCCCGAGCCUGCUCCUGCUCCUGCUCCUGAGCCCGCUCCCGCUCCCGCCCCGGAGCCUGCGCCGGAGCCUGUCCCCGAACCGGUUCCCGAGCAGCCCGCUCCCGCCCCCGAGCCCGCUCCGGAGCCCGCUCCUGCUCCUGAGCCCGCUCCUCAGCCUGCUCCGGAACCUGCCCCCGCCCCCGAACCUGCUCCCGCUCCCCAGCCCGCUCCUGAACCCGCUCCGGAACCCGCUCCUCAGCCCGCCCCCGAGCCCAAGCCCGAGCCCAAGCCCGAGGAGCCCAAGGAAGGCUGCGACAAGGACGGCUGCCGCGGCACCGGCCACCUGAUCCAGGAUCUCGGCCACCCCACCAACAAGCUGCUGCACGUCGUCGGUCUGCACUCCGAGGAACUCCUGAUCAAGCUGAGCCCCGGCAUUGAGGGUCUCCUCACCGGCCUCGGCCUCGGCAUCCUCGGCAAGCCCGUCGGCUCCAUCGUCAAGGAGUCCUCUGAACUCGGCGAGCUCGUCGCUGACCUCGGCAACCCGCUCGAAUGCCUGCUCAUUGUCCUCGGCCAGGAUACCGGCUACCUGCUCAUCAAGCUCGAGGGCCCCGUCACCGGUCUCCUCUCGGGUCUCGGCCUGCAAACCCUCUCCAGCCCCGUCGGCCAGAUCGUCGGCCAGGUCGGCAAGCACCUCAAGCGCGGCGAGCCCGUCAAGGAGGACGGCCUGCUCGAGGACGCCGCCCCCGUCGUCAAGUGCCUGCUCCAGAUCGUCGGCAUUGACCUGAAGAUCCUCCUCGUCGAGCUGAGCGGCCCCGUCGCUGAGCUGAUCAACGGUCUCGGUCUCCAGACCCUCGGCGGCCCCGUCGGCAAUGUCAUCGAGGCGGCUGGCGAGGUUGGCGAGCUCGUCCACGACCUGGGUGACCCCGUCGCGUGCCUGCUUACCAUCGUCGGCCAGGACGGCGGUAUCCUCCUGAUCGAGCUGUCUGACCCUGUUGCGGAACUCGUGUCGGGUCUUCUGCCCACUGUUGGCGGACCGGUCGGUAAGGUCGUCAAGACGCUGGGUCAGAACCUGUAAAUGUCCUCUCCCGCACGACCCUGAAAUGUCAGUGGCAUGGAGAUGAAGGAUGGAUGGAUGGCAAGUUGCAUUGUACUGUACUGCAUGUGUUUAAUACUCUAAUAUAAUUCUACAUUCUCAUGAAUA
Messenger RNA from Aspergillus steynii IBT 23096, 1522 nucleotides. RefSeq lists its product as uncharacterized. The record is from RefSeq and is a predicted model, not a curated record. The transcript has 2 exons. The coding region runs from base 185 to 1396 and encodes 403 amino acids. NCBI's taxonomy places the organism in Eukaryota, Fungi, Ascomycota, Eurotiomycetes, Eurotiales, Aspergillaceae.